Molecule: messenger RNA, 1257 nt
Organism: Orycteropus afer afer
Lineage: Eukaryota; Metazoa; Chordata; Mammalia; Tubulidentata; Orycteropodidae
Gene: TSPYL1
Product: TSPY like 1
Exons: 1
Coding region: 1-1257 (418 amino acids)
Biological process (GO): nucleosome assembly
Cellular component (GO): chromatin; nucleus
Molecular function (GO): chromatin binding; histone binding
Source: RefSeq, a predicted model, not a curated record
AUGAGCGGCCUGGACGGGGGUGAGAGGACCCUUGGCCCCGAAAACUGCAGCAUCACGCCCGACUAUGCCCCAGGAGACCUGGACCCACACCAGUGCCAGAGCUUCCGAGAGGGAACCGAGGCGACACCGGUAAUGGCAGAGACUGGUAAGGGCAGCUCGGAAAUCGUUGCACUGCAGUCUCCCCAGUUUCCAGAGGACGGGGACGCAUUCGGGGACCCCACGGGCUGUGGCCAUACUUCCCAGACCCAAGUCAGUGGGGGUAGCGGUCAUCUAGGCCGGAAGGAAGAGGCUCCGCGUUCCACAGAAGGCCUUGAAGCAGCGUCUGCCUCCGUGGGAAUUGAUAGCAGCCUAAAAAAUAACUGUCAGGGAGGAGAGUCUCUCGGCUCUGGCGCGGAGAAGGCACUAGAGACCUUUGACGAAGGGAGGUCCGGGUCUGAGGUGAUAGUUGGGGCCAUGCAAGUGAAGUCUGAAAAGUGCGCCAUCUCAGUUGCAAUGGAUGAGGAGAGGGCCGAGGUAGUGGAGGAGAUGGAGGUGGUAGAGAAGCCUGAAGAUGAAGAAAUGAAAGUGGCGGAGGAAAAUAGAGUGAUUGAGGAGGCAAGGCUCGGGCCCCUUAAUAUAGCUGUCCACGUGAACCCUCUGGAGGCCAUUCAGCAGGAACUGGACAGCGUGAAUGCUCAGGCUGACAGGGCCUUUCUCCAGCUGGAGCAGAAGUUUGGGCGGAUACGUAGGCACUACCUAGAGCGGAGGAAUUACAUCAUUCAGAAUAUCCCCGGCUUCUGGGCCACUGCCUUUCGGAACCACCCCAAGCUGUCCGCCAUCAUUAGGGGCCAAGAUGCGGAGAUGAUAAGGUACAUAAUUAAUUUGGAGGUGAAGGAGCUCAGACACCCUAGGACGGGCUGCAAGUUCAAGUUCUUCUUCCGAAGAAACCCCUUCUUCAGAAACAAGUUGAUUGUCAAGGAAUAUGAGGUCAGUUCCUCAGGCCGAGUGGUAUCUCUUUCCACUCCCAUUAUAUGGCGAAGAGGCCAUGAACCCCAGUCCUUCAUUCGCAGGAACCAAGAUAUCAUCUGUAGCUUCUUCACAUGGUUUUCAGACCAUAGUCUUCCAGAGUCUGACAGGAUCGCAGAGAUUAUCAAAGAGGACCUGUGGCCAAAUCCAUUGCAGUACUACUUGUUGCGUGGAGGGGCCCGUAGACCCAGACGCCGCCCAAUACGGGAGCCAGUUGAGAUUCCCAGGCCCUUUGGAUUCCAGUCUGGUUAA